This is a messenger RNA of Rhizopus microsporus ATCC 52813, 1005 nucleotides long. RefSeq lists its product as uncharacterized. NCBI's taxonomy places the organism in Eukaryota, Fungi, Mucoromycota, Mucoromycetes, Mucorales, Rhizopodaceae. The transcript has 2 exons. Bases 1 to 1005 code for a protein of 334 amino acids. The record is from RefSeq and is a predicted model, not a curated record. Gene Ontology annotation, molecular function: arylesterase activity.
AUGAAUUGUGAAGACAUCAUUCUGUCUGAUGAGCCCGGUGUUAUUUAUGCUUCUUGUGACCCAGUAAGAUCCUAUUACAAUGAUAUUAUGGGUGUCAACAAGUUGGCACCCGGUCAACCUGUUGAAAAUGGCGCUAUCUGGAAAGUAGAUUAUAAUCAGCAACCUGCCGAUCUUAAAAAAUUGGAUAUGAGUCCCUUGCAAGACUACCACCCAUUGGGUAUUUCAUUGUACGUCGAUCCUGUGUCUGGAAAAAAGACACUGUUGACGAUCAAUUUACCACAUAACGAAUCUCCAUCAGUUGAGAUCUUUACUGUUCAACAGGAUGAACUUGUCCACAAGCGUACUAUUCGCCAUCCAGAACUCUAUAGUCCCAAUUCAAUCCAUAUUCUUCAAGAUGACCGCUUUAGAUCUCAAGAUGGGACCCCCUCUUUCUUCUUCUCAAACGACCAUUACUAUUCCUCACCAUUGCUUAAACAGGCCGAGACUUUUCUUUUCCCCAAGACCAAUGUCAUGUUUUAUAAUGCUCGUACUGAUCAAACUCAAAAGGUUAUUGAUAGACUCGCCUUCAGUAAUGGUGUCGCCGGUACUGAUGAUGUACUGUUUGUCUCUGAAACAAGUGCAGGAAAAGUGCGUCAAUACAAAAUCAUCCGAAAGACGGACGAACGGGGGCUUCCUUAUGUUUCUCUUGACUUUGAACAUGAAACUAGGGUGAAUGGUUCCCCUGACAACCUUCACUAUUACCCUGAAAAGGAAAUCUUGGCAAUUGCCACUCAUCCAAAGCCUAUUGAAUUUUACAAGCUGAUCGCUGCUCCUGAUAUCAAUAAGGCUCCCAAGUCUCCUUCUGAAAUUGAUAUUUGGGAUAUUUCUACAGGUGAAACUAGAAUGAUUUUGCAGGAUGAUGGAAGUCUCUAUGGGACUUCUUCAACUGGUAUUAUCGAUAUCAAACGCUCCAAACUUAUUGUUUCUGGCGUUUAUGAAGAGGGUGUAUUAGUCUGUGAUUUGUAG